AUGCAAAUAAAAACCACAAGAUACCACGUCAUACCCAAUAGUGUGAUUAUAAGAAAGAAACAUUUAAUGGAAAAUGACAAGCAUCGGCUAGGAGGUGAAGAAAUUGGAACUCUUGUACCUUGCUGGGGAGAAGGUGUCAGCAACAGAAACAUUAGGGCCCAGAGCCUCCUCCUCCUGGUGGCCCUCCUGGGUUUGGGGAGCCAGUUACCUGCUGCCUUGGGCAGGAGGAAGGGAGAGACGUCUGGGGGCUGCCCACCAGAUGACGGGCCCUGCCUCCUCUCGGUUCCUGACCAGUGUCUGCAUGACAGCCAGUGUCCCUCAGGGAUGAAGUGCUGUCACCAAGCGUGCUUCCUCCAGUGCGUGUGGAAGGUCUCAGUUAAGAUGGGCAGAUGCCCCGAGGACCGUCAGCGCUGCCUGAGCCCCGUGCAGCACCUCUGCUCCAAGGACUCGGACUGCCAGGGCCACAAGCGGUGCUGCCUGGGUGCCUGCGGCCGGGACUGCAGAAACCCUGUCUGA
Dama dama (fallow deer) is the source of this 516-nucleotide messenger RNA. Its product is annotated as WAP four-disulfide core domain protein 5-like. NCBI's taxonomy places the organism in Eukaryota, Metazoa, Chordata, Mammalia, Artiodactyla, Cervidae. Gene Ontology annotation, molecular function: peptidase inhibitor activity. The record is from RefSeq and is a predicted model, not a curated record. Gene Ontology annotation, cellular component: extracellular region. The coding region runs from base 1 to 516 and encodes 171 amino acids. The transcript has 4 exons.